This is a messenger RNA of Moneuplotes crassus, 1450 nucleotides long. Lineage: Eukaryota; Ciliophora; Spirotrichea; Euplotida; Euplotidae. The record is from the annotation of a GenBank genome assembly.
AUGAUUAAACUACCAAAGUGCAAAUCUACUCCAGGGUGUGAGAAGAUAUCGUACAUGAUCAAGAAGACUGCAGUCAAUCCUCUCAAGCGAGAUACAUUUAUUUGCUCAACUUGCAUGAUUACUACUUAUUCGGCUGAACACUGAGAGCCGAUUCCACAGCUAAAGCCUAUAAAUGAAUGUUUAGGCUGAGCUGAAUACAAUGUCAGCCAGAUAUCAGAGUUCAAAGAUCAGAACAACCUUGAUGACAUAUGGAAUGGAUUCCUUCCUGACCUGAACCAUUUCAAAGAGACAUGUAUAGAUCUCAGGACUAGGUUCAAAGAGGUCGAAGUAGAAGGUCAAUGGUGGAACCUUGUCCAACUCCAAUCAGAUGCUAGAGACUUCCUCAACCUCAUCUUCGAAAGCGACCUGAUGAAGCACUAUAACAGACAGCUACUUUCCAGGUCAUUCCAAGCUUCCAAAAGAGGGGUGACUCUCAGAGAUGGAGACACUCAGGCCUUCCUCAGGAAGAAACUGAUGGAAAUUGAAGAUAAAUACAAUACAGAACAAAUCGAGCCUCUGAAAGAAAAGCUACAAAAAGCAGCAAAGGAAAUCAGCCAGAAGAACGACCAGCUUCAAGCAUUGCAGCAAUCCCACUCCACAAUCACCUCCCUCACCGCACAAAACACCACCCUCACCAACCAGCUCACCACCACCAAGACCCAACUCGCCCACCUCCAAAAAUCCCUCGCACAGUCAUCCCACAGUUACAGUCACGACCAGCUAAAAUCCCUGUACAAGGCUCUGCAUAAGAAAGCGGUGGCCUUCAAUGCAGACUCUUCAGUCAGGUUUAGUCUGGACAAGGCUAAUUCUGUAGUACUGAUGAAGGCACUUCAAGUGUGAAGGUUGCCGAGGUUGAAGAGCGUGAUUGUGGAUCAGGUUGGCAAGUGAGAGGAGCCUAAGGUUGUUAAUAGGUUUUUGAAGAAUGCGCUGAGUAGUGACAUCACCCAAUUCUCCUUCUACUCAGACGACCCUUCCUUCCCCUCCAUCACCACCUACAUGCCAUCCCUCAAAAAAUCCCUCCCUUGAAUCCCACAAGAAAUCUACAUCUUCCAGUUCACCAUAUCAAAAUCCCAGUUCGAAGACAUCAUAAUCGCCAGUCAAACCUGCUCCGAAAUCGGGAUCUUCGAAUGCAGAGUCGACACCACUAAAGAACUUUCCUUCAGGGGCAGACUAUCCCAAGCUUCGUUCCAGAGACUAUGUCUAGGCUACACUGGAAGUAGCGCUUAUAGUAACUGGAAGAAAGACGGGUUCAAGCAGUUCAGGAAUAUAGCGAAGGGCCUAGCCGAGGCUGAGCCGGACAGAGCGUUUAGGAUUUAUGUAGGCAAUUGAGAGAUGGAGAAGGAAGUUGCUGAGAAGAUUUUGAAAGAGGCUGGAAUGGAGAAAGUUAUCGUGGAGGUGGAAGAUGAUUAAG